Molecule: messenger RNA, 1429 nt
Organism: Limulus polyphemus (Atlantic horseshoe crab)
Lineage: Eukaryota; Metazoa; Arthropoda; Merostomata; Xiphosura; Limulidae
Exons: 9
Coding region: 147-836 (229 amino acids)
Source: RefSeq, a predicted model, not a curated record
UGAUUAGAACUGAAGUUAGCGAUGUAAUACAUGUAUUUAUGUUUAAUCGAAGCAGACGACAGUGCUAGAUUUGUUAAGUCUGGUUGUAAGAUUUAUACUAUAGUACGUGAACAGACGCGACGAAGAAAAUAAAAUAGAUUUGUAAAAUGACUGAAACAAUUAAUUUUAAUAUUAAAAGCAUUUGUAGUUUAGUUAAUGAGUUAAUGAACGAAAAGAAAAAACUCUGUAAUGAUCUCCAAAGUCAUACGACUCAGAGAAAGGCAUUAGAAGAUGAUAUUGGAAAAGCAAGAGAAAAAUUCUGCCAAGUUUCAAAUAAUCACGUUAAAAUGCAAGAAACAUUGAAGAUUGCCAAAUUUAAAGCAGAUCAAAUGCAGUCACAAGCAAGAAUUCUAAAAACAACAAAUCAGAAACUCACAGAAAAAAUUGAAGAAUUACAGAAUCACCUAAGAGAAAACAAGGAACAAUACUGUAUGAGUGUUGCUGAACUAGAAGACCAAUUAAGUCAAUUGUCAAGCUUCUUCGUUAAUGCAGUAACAUAUUAUACUGAUGCAGGACUUCAAAAUGAAAUGUUUAAAAUUGAUAACCAAGUCGAAAGAGGGAACAAACAAAUAGUUGAUGCUAAAGAAGAAAUCAACAAAGUAUUCCAAGAUAUUGAAAGUUUUACACUGGAACCAAGACCUGAUGAAUGGGAACAGCAGUUGCCAAUUGAGCAAAGGAGGAUGGUUUUAGAAAUCUUUCAACAGGAACACCAUGUGGUGAAGAACAUGCUAGAGAAUUUGCAAAGAGAAAAACUUAAUCUUCAAGUAGAAGGGGAGCAACUGAUGGUAGAAAAGUGAAGGCUGAUGAUAAAGAAACUUUCUGUGAUAUCUUUAGUAUUUGUUAGUAGUACUAAAAUAUGCAUGGACUUGUUAAGUUAUAUUGAUAUAAAAUGCUAAAGCAUUUAACAAUGUAUUAUUUACAAAUUUUACUCUCUUUCUGAACUAUUGUAGUAAACUGAAAGUAUAUUUCACACUAUGUAUAACACUCCUUUUUUGGAAUUUUUUUAGUUUCUGUUUAAAAUUCUGACAUUAUCAAAAAGUGUUCCACCAGCUAUUAUGUCAGUGCGUGUAGUUUGUCACUGCAUUAAGUAAUGGUUUUCUUAUCACAUUUAACAACUGUAUUUCUACCAGUGCUUUUAAAAAUUUCAUUCUUAAACAGAAUACGUUCAAAGGUGGUGUUCAGUAUUUUGUUGUUGUUAUUACAUAUCUGUUUAAUUUCAAAUCUAGGCAUUACAAGCAAAAUUUACCUUUCGUAACAGGAAAUAAAAACAGUGUUGUCUGGAAUGAAGGUAUGGAAUUGAAAUACAGGUGAAAAUUAAAUCAUUCAAUUAACUUUUAAAAGUUAAUUUUUAUUAAUUGUUCAAAUAUUUGUUCAUCUUCAAUUUAUUCAA